UGUUUCUUCUGUUUUCCGUUUUUCUGGUUAUUUUUCGGCCUUUUCAAGUCGUAUUAAUUGACGAACUCAUAAUGUUACAUUAUCCUUCACGGUAAUCUCUAAAUUUUUGCCCCAUUUCUCGAGAUCGAACCACAUAACAAAAAAGGAACCUCAUAUCAAGAAUGCCGGCGAAAUGUUGAGGAGCUAGGCUUCGACGUUGUUAAAAAAGGUUCGAAUUCGGUUCCCAAACCUUGUUUCAUUGCGAUAUUGCCAGAUUUGGAGGAACAAGGUUUGGUUAUUCUUUGCUUCUUUGUUUGGAAAAAAAAGGGUUUUAUUGAUCGGAGUUGGUAGGAUUACAAAGGUGUGAACUUGAAAGCUUGGGUGAAUCUAGAUAUUGUCUUUUGUUUUGAUGUUUCUUUUGCAUGCUUAAAGAAUUUAGUGAAUUUUGAGUUUGAUGAAGUUUAUUUUGUAGUUUGGCUUGUAAAGUAUUGUAAGAUGAAGAGGGUAAAAAGUGAAAUUCCCACUAGGAGGAGGUUCAAGUUGUCUCAUUUGUUUUUGUGUUUAGGAGGGUUAUACUUAAUCUUCAUAGCUUUUAAGCUUCCAUAUUUCUUGGAGAUAGCAGCAGUUUUGAGUGGAGAUGAUAGAUAUGAUGGAUUGGAUGGGAAGGUUGUUGGGGAUGUUAAUGAUGCUGAUUUGGGUAAACCCUUGGUUAAUGCUGUUUAUAAAGAUAUGUUUCACAGGAAACUAGAGGAUAAGCUAAUCCAGGAUGCGCCUAUGAGGCCUACUGAGGAACCUUUGGAGGAAGGAAGAGGUGGAGUAAAGCCCAUUAAGCCACUUCAGCAUCCAUAUGGUCGAAUAACGGGUGAGAUUUUGCUUCGAAUGAAUAAAACUAGUGAAUUGUCAGUGCUUGAGAGAAUGGCGGAAGAGGCUUGGAGUUUAGGAUUGAAAGCAUGGGAAGAAUUGAAUGCCUUUGAUGGAAAGGCGAUUGAACAGAAUUCUUUGCUUGAUGGGAAGCCUGAGUCAUGUCCUGCUUGGUUAUCUGUAAACGGAGAAGAGUUGGCUAAUGGAGAGGGGCUAAUGUUCCUUCCAUGUGGUCUCAAAGCUGGUUCUUCAAUUACUGUUGUUGGUACUCCUCGACAUGCCCAUCAAGAGUUUGUACCCCAGCUUGUAAAAUUGAGGAAUGGUAAUGGUUUAGUGAUGGUUUCACAGUUUAUGGUUGAAUUGCAAGGGUUGCAGUCUGUGGAUGGGGAAGCUCCACCUAAGAUUUUACAUUUGAAUCCUCGAUUGAAAGGAGAUUGGAGUCACAAGCCAGUCAUUGAGCACAACACAUGCUAUAGAAUGCAAUGGGGUAAAGCUCAAAGAUGCGAUGGUUCGCCAUCCAAGGAUGAUGAAGACAUGCUCGUUGAUGGACAGCGACGAUGUGAAAAAUGGAUUCGGAAUGAUGUUGCAGACUCGAAAGAGUCCAAGACAACUUCUUGGUUCAGACGAUUCAUUGGACGGGAACAGAAACCUGAAGUUACCUGGCCAUUUGCUUUCGUGGAGGGCAGACUGUUUAUCCUGACUCUCCGUGCUGGCAUUGAUGGAUAUCAUAUCAAUGUUGGGGGUCAACAUGUGACUUCAUUUGCAUAUCGUACAGGUUUUUCACUUGAAGAUGCAACAGGGCUGGCCGUAAAAGGAGAUGUGGAUGUUCAUUCAGUUCAUGCAACCUCUCUUCCCACCUCUCAUCCAAGUUUCUCCCCACAAAGAGUGUUGGAAAUGUCACCAAAAUGGAAAGCAUCUUCCUUGCCUAAAAGACCUAUUCAACUUUUUAUUGGGAUUCUCUCUGCUACCAAUCACUUCGCGGAACGCAUGGCAAUUAGGAAAACUUGGAUGCAGUCUUCAGUCAUCAAGUCUUCAAAUGUAGUAGUUCGGUUCUUUGUUGCACUGAAUCCAAGGAAGGAGGUAAAUGCAGUGCUAAAGGAGGAGGCAGCUUAUUUUGGUGAUAUUAUAAUUUUGCCAUUUAUGGACCGCUAUGAACUCGUGGUUCUUAAAACUAUUUCAAUUUGUGAAUUUGGGGUGCAAAAUGUGUCAGCUGCUUACAUCAUGAAAUGUGAUGAUGACACAUUUGUUAGAGUCGAUACUGUCUUGAAACAAAUUGAUGGCAUCUCUCCUAAAAAGUCACUUUAUAUGGGCAAUCUCAACCUUCUGCACCGUCCUUUGAGAAAUGGAAAGUGGGCCGUUACAUAUGAGGAAUGGCCCGAAGAAGUUUAUCCUCCCUAUGCCAAUGGACCUGGAUACGUUAUUUCCAGUGAUAUUGCCAAGUUUAUUCUCUCACAACAUGCCGAUCGAAAACUAAGGCUUUUCAAGAUGGAGGAUGUGAGUAUGGGAAUGUGGGUCAAACAAUUUAACCAGACCACAACCGUCCAGUACUCCCACAGCUGGAAGUUCUGUCAAUAUGGAUGUUUGGUAGACUAUUAUACCGCACAUUACCAAUCCCCAAGGCAGAUGAUUUGUCUUUGGGACAAGCUUUCGAGAGGUAAGGCACACUGCUGCAACUUCAGAUGACAAUGGGCACUUCUCGUUGCUCGUUAGAACAAUUUAUGCACACGACCUUCCUCAGCCUUGUAUUUUCCACAGCUUUCUACCCAUUUUUGUGCAAUUAAGUGAGCUCUAGAGGGUUCAAGUGUAACAAACCUUAUAGUGCAAGAUAUUGCUCUGUGAUAACUUCUGAUAAGUAGGUUAUUAGCUUGAAUUGUAUACGUAUUGUGAAUAUUCAUGUCAUUUGAACACUUGGUAGCAAAGCCCAUUGCCUUCAAAGUUCUUACUU
Messenger RNA from Hibiscus syriacus, 2785 nucleotides. RefSeq names its product hydroxyproline O-galactosyltransferase GALT2-like. Gene Ontology annotation, cellular component: Golgi membrane. Gene Ontology annotation, molecular function: galactosyltransferase activity; carbohydrate binding. Lineage: Eukaryota; Viridiplantae; Streptophyta; Magnoliopsida; Malvales; Malvaceae. Bases 475 to 2523 code for a protein of 682 amino acids. The transcript has 7 exons. The record is from RefSeq and is a predicted model, not a curated record.